GCAAGGAGCGGAUUAGGGGAGGAGGGAAGACCGGAAGCAACGGUCGCGUCCCGAUCCUUAGAUUCGCUCCCCAGGGCAGGCUUUGGAGACGGAGGAAGAGGGAGAGGCUGAAUGUUGGCUCUGUGAUAAAGGGGAGCGGCCGCUCCGGAGCCUCCUCCUGGAGCGCCCCCUUCAUCCUGCCCGCUCUCUGCACCCACCCGGCUCCAGGGCGCGCGGCCCCCGCGGACGCCCGGCCGCACAGACCUUUUCUGAAGAAGCGCUGCGGGUGGCGAGGACUGGCCGGCGGCGUCCGAGGCCCGCGCCCCGCCGCCACCCCCACACGCCUGCCGGCCGGUCUCUCCGGCCGCCGCCAUGUCCUCCUCCUCAUCCUCCCCUAGGGAGACGUAUGAGGAGGACCGGGAAUACGAGAGCCAGGCCAAGCGCCUCAAGACCGAGGAGGGAGAAAUCGACUACUCUGCGGAGGAAGGCGAGAAUCGCCGGGAAGCGACGCCCCGGAGCGGGGGCGAUGGCAGCGGCGGCCGGAGCUUCUCACAGCCGGAGGCAGGUGGAAGUCAUCAUAAAGUUUCUGUUUCACCUGUUGUCCAUGUUCGAGGACUCUGUGAAUCUGUGGUGGAAGCAGACCUCGUGGAGGCUCUGGAAAAAUUUGGGACAAUAUGCUAUGUGAUGAUGAUGCCAUUUAAACGGCAGGCUCUAGUGGAAUUUGAGAACAUAGAUAGUGCCAAAGAAUGUGUGACGUUUGCUGCAGAUGAACCCGUGUACAUAGCUGGUCAGCAGGCUUUUUUCAACUACUCUACAAGCAAAAGGAUCACUCGGCCAGGAAAUACUGAUGAUCCAUCAGGAGGCAACAAAGUUCUUCUGCUCUCAAUUCAGAAUCCUCUUUAUCCAAUUACAGUGGAUGUUUUAUAUACUGUAUGCAAUCCUGUUGGAAAAGUGCAACGUAUUGUUAUAUUUAAGAGAAAUGGGAUACAAGCAAUGGUUGAGUUUGAAUCAGUCCUUUGUGCCCAGAAAGCUAAAGCAGCACUCAAUGGAGCAGAUAUAUAUGCGGGAUGUUGCACCCUAAAAAUUGAAUAUGCAAGGCCAACUCGUCUAAAUGUUAUUAGGAAUGACAAUGACAGUUGGGACUACACUAAACCAUAUUUGGGGAGACGAGAUAGAGGAAAGGGUCGCCAGAGACAAGCCAUUUUGGGAGAACACCCUUCUUCGUUUAGACAUGAUGGCUAUGGAUCCCAUGGUCCGUUAUUACCUUUACCAAGUCGUUACAGAAUGGGCUCUCGAGAUACACCUGAGCUUGUUGCCUAUCCAUUGCCACAGGCUUCUUCCUCUUACAUGCAUGGAGGAAAUCCCUCUGGUUCAGUUGUGAUGGUUAGUGGAUUACAUCAGUUAAAAAUGAAUUGUUCAAGAGUCUUUAACCUAUUCUGCUUAUAUGGAAAUAUUGAAAAGGUAAAAUUUAUGAAGACCAUUCCUGGUACAGCACUAGUAGAAAUGGGUGAUGAGUAUGCUGUAGAAAGAGCUGUCACACAUCUUAACAAUGUGAAAUUAUUUGGGAAAAGACUUAAUGUUUGUGUUUCUAAACAACAUUCAGUUGUUCCAAGUCAAAUAUUCGAGCUCGAGGAUGGUACAAGUAGCUACAAGGAUUUUGCAAUGAGCAAAAAUAAUCGCUUUACAAGUGCUGGCCAAGCAUCUAAGAAUAUAAUCCAGCCACCCUCGUGUGUGCUGCAUUAUUAUAACGUUCCGUUGUGUGUCACAGAAGAAACCUUCACAAAGUUGUGUAAUGACCAUGAAGUUCUUACAUUCAUCAAAUAUAAAGUGUUUGAUGCAAAACCUUCUGCCAAAACACUUUCUGGGCUGUUAGAAUGGGAAUGCAAAACUGAUGCAGUAGAAGCCCUUACAGCACUAAAUCACUACCAGAUAAGAGUUCCCAGUAAGUUAAAUCGUGUCGCAAUUAUUCAAUGGGAAUUACCUUCAGAAACAUUGACAAUAAUUUUAAAACAAUAGUUUUUUUUUUUAAUACAGAGAACUAUAAAUUUUAAAAAUGCAUAUAAAUCCCACACCCCACAUGAUUCUUAUAUUUAGUUACCUAUUGUUUUACAACAAGUUAUCACAUGUGCACUUAAAACAGCAAACGUUUAUUUUACUGUUUCCGAGGAUCGGUAAUCUUGUGUACAGCUUAGCUGGGUAGCUGUGGCUCAGGAUCUCUCACUAUAGUUAGCUGCAAUCUGUAGUCAUUUCAAGUCUUAUGACUGGGACUGGAAAAUCCACUUUCAUGCUCACUCAUGGUAGCUUGUUUCCCUUAGAAUGAGUGAUCCAAGAGAGAUGAAAACAAAAGACCAACAAAACAUAGGGUCUUUAAUAACUUAAUACCGGAAGUGAUAUAUACCAUCACUUAUGCUGCAAACUUAUGGUCACACCAACCAACCAUGGAAUAUAGUGGGAGAUUAUAGUGCUCUAAAUAUCAGGAGAUAGGGAGCUUUGGGGCCAUCUUGGAGACUAAAUGCCUUAAUUCCUGUUGAUCUUUUUAGAAGAAAGCAAUAAAUAUAUAUGGUUAAAAAACUCAAACAGUACAUAAUGGUACAAAACGAAAGUUAAAGCUUUUUUUUUUUUUUUUUUUUUUUUUGUCUUUUUGUCUUUUUGCCAUUUCUUGGGCCGCUCUCGUGACAUAUGGAGGUUCCCAGGCUAGGGGUUGAAUCGGAGCUGUAGCCACCGGCCUACGCCAGAGCCACAGCAACGCGGGAUCCAAGCCGCGUCUGCGACCUACACCACAGCUCACGGCAACGCCGGAUCCUUAACCCACUGAGCAAGGCCAGGGAUCAAACCGCAACCUCAUGGUUCCUAGUCGGAUUCGUUAACCACUGGGAACUCCUAAAGCUUUUUUUAACCUCAAACCUUUUUGUCUUCUCCAUUUAUUCCUCCCAAAUGAAUAUAUCUAUGUUUAAAAAACUUAACACAAAGAGUUCCCUGGUGGCCUAGUGUUUGAGGACUCAGUGUUGUCACUGCUGUGGCUCGGGUUUGAUUCCUGGUCUGGGAACUCCUGCAUGCUGUGGGUACGGCCAAAAAGAAAAUUAAAAAAAAAAAUUUUAAAGCGAAACUUAUACAGAAUGGUUCUUUUGUACAUACUAUUGAGUGCCUUGCUGUUUUCACCUGAUAAAUCUUAAAUCUGUGUCCAUAUCAGUACAUGCAAAGCUAUCCUUUCUUUUCCCCACAGAGUAGCUAUUUUUAGUAGAGAUAUAACAGUUUGAUUUAUCUAGUUCCCCACUGAUGAACACUGUUGUUUCAAAUUGUAUUUUGCUGUUGCUAUAGUAGACAUCCUUAUAGUUGUAUUUUUUGUAUUUGUAGGACAAUUUCCUCAUAGUAGAGAGCAUAAAGAUUUAUAUUUUGGUAAAUAUUGAUUGCCUUUUAAAGAGGUUACUCAGAGUUCCCUGGUGGCUCAGUGGGUUAAGAAUCUGGCAUUGUCACCAAUGUGGCUUGGGUUGCUGCUGUGGCACAGGUUUGAUCCCUGGCCCUGGGAAUUCCACAUAUCAUGGCCAAAUAAUUAAUUAAAAGAUUACCCAAAUUUACCUUACCACUUGCGGUAUAUGAAAAUGCCCAUUGCCCAACACCCUUACCAACACUGAGUGUUGUCAGUCUUUCAGUUUUUGCCAAUAAGAUAGUUGAAAAAUGAUAUUUUAAUUUGCCAUCAAAUGAAAUUGUCACUCUCUUUUGUAUGUUCUUAUGUGAAAUGACUUCUUUUUUACAGUGCCCUAUAAUUUACUUCAAUCCUGGAUCUAAAGGUUGCUGAAACUUCAUUUUUUUAAUAGUAGGAGAAAAAUUAUUAUUAAUUGUAUUAGGCGUGAUGAUGAAAGGUAAUGGGCGGGGAGAAUAUUUAUUGAAGGAUUUAUGGUUGGAAUAACAGAUCUAGGAUUUGCUUUAAAAUAUUCCAGCCCCCCCAAAAGUAUGUAGAGGGAAGGUAGAUGAAAUAAGACUGCCAAAUGUUGAUAAUUACUGAAAUUAUGUGGGUGCUCAUUAUACUAAUCUUAGUAAGAAGUUAAAAAAUAAGUAAAUAAAGAAGUUCCCGUCGUGGCUCAGUGGAAACGAAUCUGACUGGUAUCCCUGAGGACGCAGGUUCGAUCCUUGAUCUUGCUCAGUGGGUUAAGGAUCCAGUGUUGCUGUGAGCUGUGGUAAAGCCAUUAUAGCUCCAACUGGACCCCCAGCCUGGGAACCUCCAUGUGCCAAGUUGUGGCCCUAAAAGGACCAAAAAAAAAGAAAGAAAGAAAAAAAAAUAAGUAAACAGGGCUACCUCCUCUCAUUUUAUCUUUAGUUUCAAAAGUUAAUUUUAAAUAGUGAGGCUUAAUUUUUGAUGGAAAGUUUUAAAAGCCUUUAAAAUUAUAUGCAUGGAAAAGAUAGUUAUAUGAAUUGUAAACUCCUUGGAGACAGGUACUCUUUUUAUCCUCUGCACUGUCUUGCAAAUACUUCUUGAUAUAUAUAUAUAUAUAUAUAUAUAUAUAUAUAUAUAUAUAUAUAUACUUUUAUAGGAAUUUCUUUUUUCCUUUAGGAGCGAUAGCUUUUAAUACUAAAAUUCUGAUAUAUUAAGAUACUAGAAUUAUUUCUUUGCAUAAUCAACUGAUGAAGAAGUAUCUCUGGGACAUCCUGCUGUGUACCAGCAGCAUCAGCAGUGUCUCUGGAGCGCUGGGAUGUAGGUUCCAUACCCAACCUAGCGCAGUGGGUUAGGGAUCCGGUGUUGCCACAGCUGUGGUAUAGGUUGUAAGUGUAGAUCAGAUCUGAUCCCUGGCCUGGGAACUCCAUAUGUCACAGGGCAGCCAAAAAAGAAUUAUCUCUGCAUGGUCUGAAAAGUUGAAAAGAAAAAUGUGUAAAAUGGAAGUAUUUUUGUGGGUUAUACCCACUUAAAAAUUUAUGUACUCCAUUGAUGGUCAGAGAAUACUAGAUCUCUUAGAACUUUUUCAGCUCAUUGAUAUCUUUUUCUAUAUUUCAGUCUUGUCCCAAUUCCCAAGCUGUAUAUACUAUCUAUAUGCAUGUAUUUUUUUUUUGGUCGCACCUGCAGCACAUGUAAAUUCCCAGGCCGGGGAUUGAAUCUGAGCCACAAUUGUAACAAUGCGUCGCAGUGGAAACUCCCCAAGCUAUAUUUGAAUUAACUUUUAUAGAGCAAUUACCAUUGGUAAUAUUUUUUGCAGAGUGAUCUUUACUGAUAGAUGGGCCUAAUCCUGAUACUAUUUUGUCCAUAAUGAUUACUUUACUAAAAAAAAAAAAUUGAGUGCUUUCUGUGUCAGAUAAUGUUUAAAACAUUAUGGACAAAGCCCCUGGCUUCACAAAGCUUACCUGUUAGUAGGUAUGAACGAAAGUAAUCUUGCUCUUACAAUUUUACAUAGAAAUUUUCCUGCUUUAUAUAGUCCUGCUUCUAAUACUAUAAAAAAUGAAAUAAUUUACUAAUUCGAGGUAAUCAUGAAAGUUUGAUGAAGGGAACUAUUAACUUUGUUUUUUAAUUUUUACAGAUGGUUCCAAUCCCUACACACUGAAGCUUUGCUUUUCUACAUCAUCCCAUUUAUAAGAAGAGAAGAGCAUGUUAGAAUUUGUUUACCUUUAUUACAAUUUUAAAGCUACACUUCAUUUAAAAAAAAAAAACUAAAAUGGUUGAUCUAAUGUUGCCUUGCUUAUUUUAAGAUCCCGUUCUGUAAUAAACAAAUAUUUUGCCUUGAGUAAAUUUGUUGUAAACUUAAAUAUUGAAUUGUUUUCGUUUUAAAAUAGAAUAUCAUAAUGUAGACUAUCUACAGCUUUCUUGUAGAUUACACAGAUAUAUGAUUUCUAAUCUUAUUUUUCUUCCACAGUGAAAAUAUAUUUGCAUUCUUAAUGCUAAUUAUCUGCAAGUAUUUUUCCAUUGUGUAUGAGAUUAAUGCAGGUGAAAGUAUUGCAUUUUAAUAUUAUAGAAUUCCUAUUAUAUGUUUAGAUGUUUAUGUUGCAGUUAUUCAUAUUAAACGUAACUUGUAUUUAUUAAGUAUUUUAAUCAAGUUUGAGAAUAACAUUGCAUAUAUUAAAUUUUAAGUACUACAGAUUUAGCUGAUUUUAUAUUUCUGAAAGGCUAACAGACAUAUGGAUACACUUGUACAGUAUACACUCAAACUUAUUUAAAUUUGGUGUAUUUUUGUUUGUUUGUUUUUUUAGUAAGUCAUUGUUCAUUUGUAGUGACAUGCCUCUGUUUCUAGUUCCAGUUUGGAGAUUUUAUAAAAUUACAACAAUGAGUUAAUGUGUUCAUCUUCAUUUGUUGCAUGUUACUAGAUCUUGAAAACAUGUCUGGUAUUGAAAUUUUAACAGAAGUUAUGAUUAACAGUUCCUCUUCUAGAUAAUCUGAGAUCCAUGAAUGGGCUUUAGGGAGUCUGUGAACUCUCUAAAAUUGUAUGUAAAAUUUUGGGUACUUGCGUUUUUAUUUUUUACUCUUGAAUCCAUCAGUAAUAUAUGUAUUUUUCUACAUGGUACAAGGUAUAAGGAUCUAAUUUUAUUUUUAUUCCAAACUGAUAGCUAUUUGUUUCAAUACCAUUUAUUAAACAUUCUUUCUCCCACUG
Molecule: messenger RNA, 6548 nt
Organism: Sus scrofa (pig)
Lineage: Eukaryota; Metazoa; Chordata; Mammalia; Artiodactyla; Suidae
Source: RefSeq, a predicted model, not a curated record